This is a messenger RNA of Arachis stenosperma, 282 nucleotides long. RefSeq names its product cell division control protein 48 homolog D-like. The transcript has a single exon. Gene Ontology annotation, cellular component: nucleus; VCP-NPL4-UFD1 AAA ATPase complex; cytosol. Gene Ontology annotation, molecular function: polyubiquitin modification-dependent protein binding; ATP hydrolysis activity; ATP binding. Gene Ontology annotation, biological process: autophagosome maturation; mitotic spindle disassembly; retrograde protein transport, ER to cytosol. Lineage: Eukaryota; Viridiplantae; Streptophyta; Magnoliopsida; Fabales; Fabaceae. The coding region runs from base 1 to 282 and encodes 93 amino acids. The record is from RefSeq and is a predicted model, not a curated record.
AUGUUCAUCAUUGGAGCAACAAACAGAUCUGACAUUAUAGAUCCUGCAUUGCUUCAGCCAGGACGUCUUGAUCAAUUGAUAUACAUUCCUUUACCGGAUGAGGGUUCACGUCUCCAGAUCUUCAAGGCGGCGUGCUUGAGGAAGUCAUCAAUCUCGAAGGACGUCGAUCUUUCAGCUCUUGCUCGUUAUACACAUGGAUUUAGCGGAUCGCGGUGGGGAGGCAGAAAGAACUUGACGGUGAGAGAGAGGUCUGUAUUUGUGAUUGUUGUUGAAGGUAGGUAG